AUGUGUUGUGGAGGGUGCGCAAAGUGCCUUGGAAUUACUCUCAUUCCUCUGACUCUGCUGUGUGCCCUUGCCAAUAUUUUGCUGUUUUUCCCUGGAGGAAAUGUUGAACCCAGUGAUCAUAUUUCUGAUGAAGUCUGGUACUUUGGAGGGAUCUUGGGUUCGGGUAUACUGAUGGUGUUUCCUAUCUUGGUCUUUUUUGGGCUUAAGAACAAUGAUUGCUGUGGAUGCUGUGGGAAUGAAAGCUGUGGGAAGAGGUUUGCGAUGUUUACUUCUGUAAUAUUUGCAGGAGUGGGAGUUUUGGGAGCUGGGUACAGCUUUGUUUUGUCAGCCGUUGCUCUGGACAGAGGCCCUAAAUGUUCUGUAAACAAUGGAAAUUGGACCUAUCCAUUUAAAAAUGGGAAUUAUUUGGGGAACUAUUCUCUUUGGGAUGAUUGCACGUCACCUGAGUCUGUCGUGCCCUGGAAUCUGACUCUCUUCUCUUUGCUGCUAAUAAUGAGUGGAGCUCAAAUGGUGCUAUGUGCCAUUCAGGCUGUCAACGGGCUCCUUGGAACACUCUGUGGGGACUGCUGUGGGGGAGACGGAGCUGUUUAAAGCGUGCAGAGAUUUCA
Molecule: messenger RNA, 608 nt
Organism: Gekko japonicus
Lineage: Eukaryota; Metazoa; Chordata; Lepidosauria; Squamata; Gekkonidae
Gene: TM4SF4
Product: transmembrane 4 L six family member 4
Exons: 5
Coding region: 1-591 (196 amino acids)
Cellular component (GO): membrane
Source: RefSeq, a predicted model, not a curated record